Molecule: messenger RNA, 3032 nt
Organism: Syngnathus acus (greater pipefish)
Lineage: Eukaryota; Metazoa; Chordata; Actinopteri; Syngnathiformes; Syngnathidae
Exons: 9
Coding region: 226-2979 (917 amino acids)
Molecular function (GO): GTP binding
Source: RefSeq, a predicted model, not a curated record
CAGACUGUGGAACCUGUUAUACACACACACACAACAAUCGCAAUGUCUUCAACUUGGGAGUGGUGAAACGACAAAUGUGCGAUUCCUCUGUUAUGCAAGCCGUUACCUGGGAGUUGACACACACCGGACUGGUGUGGAUGAGACACACGCUUAUGUACCUGCAGGUUCGAACCACAAGACGAUAGCGCCGAAAGCUGACUUUACAAUCUCGCAUUUGAGUGAGCCAUGAGCAGCCAAGCGCAGCACUACGGCUCGACGCAACCGGAGCUGAGGUUGGUGCUGCUGGGCAACAUCGGAUGCGGCAAGACGUCGUCGGCCGACACCAUCCUGAGCCAGCUGACGGAUUUCUCCGCGGCGAGUCCCCGCAGCAUCCAGCUGCGCAAGGACUUUGCCGAGGGCAGGAUGGUGACCCUGGUCGAGGCCCCCAGGUGGUACUGGAACGGCCUGGAAAUGGACGAGGGCGUCAAGAAGGAGACGGUGCGAGCCGUGGCCCUUCUGGAGCCCGGUCCUCAUGCCGUUCUAUUGCUGGUGCCUAUCAGCCAGUUCACUGAGAUGGACGCCCAAGUGCCUACACAGUUGCAGCAAGUGUUUGGAAAAGAAGUUCUGGAGCACACCAUGGUGCUACUGACCUGCGGCGAUUAUCUCAUAGGAAGAACCGUGGAAGAAUACCUUCUCAAGGAGAAUCCUGGUCUGAGGCAAAUGAUCGGGCUAUGCGGGGGGCGCUACCAUGUCAUCAAUAACCGUCAGCGGCAGGACCGGACCCAAGUUCGGGAGCUUCUGAACAAGGUGGAGGACAUGGUGAGCAAAAGCGGGGUGUUCUCCCUCAAAACAAAAGAGGAGAGGGAAAUGGAGGAGCGCGUGCAGCAGAGGAAGAGAGAGCUGAUGGAAAAAUUCCGGAUGCAAAAGGAAGAGAAAAGGGAAGCCUUCGCGUCCAGCUACACACCAAACGUUGACACGGCGAGGAGUGUCGAGAGAGUCGAGUCAUACAGAGAUGCUUGGGAGAGGAGGAGAGAAGACGAGAUGGACAACGUCAAUGGAGGAGUGUCUGAGGUGAUUCAGUCUCGUCCGGCACCAGGAGGCUGGCACUCGGGCCGAAUUGAUGAUCAGGAGGAGAGACUUUCAUCCAGACUCAAUGCAGAUGGAGCUAGACUCUCACAAAUGAUGAAUGAACAAACCGGACCAAAAGUCGUUUCCACUCUCCAUCACAGAAUCAACAGCUUUGAGGAGACUUCCCCUGAGGCCUAUCCCACCUCCUUCUCUGAUACCCCGGCCUCCGUCUAUGACCCCGUCCUUGCCACAACCCGCGUGUCCUCGCCAUCCUCUCCGGAGCUGCGUUUAGUAUUGAUCGGACGAUCCGGAGCGGGGAAAAGUGCGGCUGGCAACGCUAUCCUGGGCCACGAUGUGUUUGAGUCCAGGCCUGACAGUCUGAUCGCCAUCACUCAGGAGUGCGUCAAGAAGAAAGCAGUCGUUGCUGGAAGAAGGGUGGCAGUAGUGGACACCCCAGACUGGUUCCACUCGGAACGUACCCCCGAUGAGGUGCGAUCUCAGAUCUCCUCUUGCGUGGCCCUGUCCAGUCCGGGUCCCCACGCCUUCCUCCUGUGCGUCCCAACGGACCAGCCGGCCAAGAUGGAGCUGCAGGCCCUCUGCGCCCUGGAGACCGUCUUUGGGCCGGAUGUCGUCGGGAAACACACGCUGGUCCUCUUCACGCACGCCGAUCUUCUGAGGAAGAGCGGGAAGGCCGGCAGAGACGACAUCGAGACGUAUAUCGCGACUCGACGUGAUGAUUUAUUAAAAUUGGUGGAGAAAUGCGGGGACAGGUUCCAUGUGCUGGAUAGAGGCGGUCACGGGGGAAAUGUGGAGGAGCUCCUGGAGAAGGUGGAGCAGAUAGUGACCGAGGCCGGGGGGGAGUGUUACUCCAGCCCCGCUUUCCAAGAGGCCGAGAGCCGAGUGAGGGAGAUGCAGGCCGAGAUCGCGAGGGAAAGGAGACGGCAGAAGCAAGAGGAAGAAUGCCUCGGCGAGCAGUUUCGGGGGGAGAGGCGCUCCCUCUAUCCUUACAUGCAGACCGUGGCCGAGGCCGAAGAGGAAGUGAGAGAGGAAGAGGUUGAGAAAACACGAGCCGAGGCCGAGAGGAGUGUUAGCACCAUGAAUAUUGAGAGCCUUCCGCCGAUUACCAUGGCAUACUUGUCCCCUUCAAUGUUCCAGUCCAUGAGGGAAAGAGUGCAGUCGAACGCAAAGAUGUUGCCCAAGCUGUUUUCUGUCAGCUCGGUGUGGGUCAACGAUGGUGCCAAGAAGGUGAUGGGCAGUUCGGUGUGGGGCUCGGUGGGCAGCGGCGCACAGAACGUACAGAAGACGGUGGCCCAAAGUCCCGUGUGGGGGAAGGUGGGCGCUCAAGCCGGGCAUGUCUCCAAGCUAGUGGGAGACAGACUCCCCAAGGUGGUGGUAGAUGGCUCCAGCUGGGUCGGCUCCGGAGCCAAAGUCGUGGCGGACGGCUCCAUGCGUGUCGGAUCCGGGAUUGGAAGCAGAGCGAAGGUUGUGGCCCAGAGUCCCGUGUGGGGAAAGGUUGGCUCCGGCGCCAAACUGGUGGCUGACGGUUCAGUGCGACUCGGAACCGGACUAGGUGCCGGAGCAAAGAAGGUGGCCCAGAGUCCAGUGUGGGGCAAGAUGGGCUCUGGGGCCAAAGCGGGUGCCAAAAUAGUCAGCGAGAGCUCAUUGUGGCAGAAAACGGUGGCCAACGCCAAAAAGGUGCCGAAGCUCGUCAUCGUGGGCGCAUUGCUGGGGCUGGCGCUGGGAGUGUUUUUGGCGGGGGCCAUCGGCGGAGCUGUGGGGGCCGUCGGCGGUUCUGCGGCCACUGAGUUGGGCAGGCGAAGGUUUGCCAAGAAAAGCACGCCGGAAAAGGCCGUGAGUAACAUUGAUAGGCGAGUGAACGACACGGUCGAGUCACUGGUCAGACAAGGAGACAAAGUCAUGAAAACGGAAUGAAACAAAUUGACCAAAGCAUAUUAUGACUGUACAUAUUGCGAAAAAAUGUCAAA